CUCCGGUCGCUACUUGCCGUGCUCGUCUGCGCCCCUCCACACUGGCCUCUGAUACAUACACGGUGGCAUAAUGGCCCGAAACCGCAAGGGCAAGAAGGUUGCCAAGCAGACGAACAAGACUCUCGAGGAUGUCGCCACCGACGGCAUGCCGACCGAGGCGGAGUGGGCAACCAUGCGUCCAGUGCAUGGAUUCACCCCGAAUGGUGACGGUGAAAUCACUUUCGCCAAGGGCGCAUGCGCACGUAUACUACCGCCAACGGAUGGCACCGGGCGCACUUUGGAACUUCACGAGUAUUGGAUUGCGAAGAUCCGCGAAGUAAUCGCUCGGACCCCGAUAUCUGGGCUCUUGUACAAUGGUACUGGUCCGCUAAUGACAUCCUCGCUGAGAAGAUCAGAAACUUUGACUCCAACCCGUAUGGCAAGUUCGAACGCCUGAAGAGCGAUCAUUACAACUUCGUGUCCGCUCUAUGCUUCGAUGGCCUCGCUGAUAUGAGAUGGUAUGACGAAACAACCGCGGACCCUCCUCACGUUGGCCCUGAAGACUUUUAUUACCGUGCGAUGUACGAACACCUCAAGCGCAGAAUUGAUGCACGUGUAUGCGGCCCUGAACACCGCGCGUUCUAGACUGAAUACGUGAUAUCCUGAUGGUUCAGUGCAAGCCUAGAGUAUCAUGCAUAUGCGACCGAGCGUACAACCCGGAUGACGCGGAUCCGAUGCACUAUUGCCCGCGUCCGGACUGUCUGCGCUAUUUCCACCGCUCCUGCUUGAGAGGAGCGCAGGGCGGUGACCUUGACACGAGCGUCAACGCCGACAUCGCUAGAGGAAAGCGGAAGUCAAGCUCGGACCCGACAGAACGGGCGCUGCGCCGGGCAGAUCUUCUGCUCGGUUCUUACUCUCAAUGCGACCUGCCGCAUGAAUUUUCGAAACGGGUUC
Molecule: messenger RNA, 933 nt
Organism: Punctularia strigosozonata HHB-11173 SS5
Lineage: Eukaryota; Fungi; Basidiomycota; Agaricomycetes; Corticiales; Punctulariaceae
Exons: 5
Coding region: 235-624 (129 amino acids)
Source: RefSeq, a predicted model, not a curated record